UGGGCGUUUCUUUGCUGCGACUUCUGCAAAGUUUGGUAUCGAGAAAGUUUUUAGUAAGUGCGGUUAUUACACAGCGACUAUAACCCGAUAGAAUCACACACCGAAACUUGUCCGUCAAUAAGUUGGAAACACGAUGUAAACGGUGUCAUAAUGUACAUUGGUGUCUUUAAUGCAUCGCAGUGCCGCAGAACUAGCCGUUAGCCGCAGUCAGUUUGCUAAUUGUAGCAUAUAAAUAAAUUGCGGAUAAUCUAUUUAAUCUUUAAAAAGAAUGGCAACGUGCAAUAGCAAAAUAAACUAGAUUUACAGUGUAAAAUGCGUAAUAUUUGUUUUCCGGUAGUAUCUAAGAAUAGCAUAUUAGACUGCAAGAAGUCCGGUCAGCUAGCCUGUUAGCUUAGCGAAGUUUUGAGUAACUUUGUUGCGGGCUACUUUAAGGGAUCAUCGUCAAACUUGUAGAUGCCAGGAAAGGGAGGGUCGUAAGCGGCCAUUCCCUUACUGCGCCACUUUAAGUGAAAUGGGAAGCCUUGAAACCUCCAUGUUUGUAUCUUGAAAUUGCGAGCGGAGUUGAGCACCAUAUUGAAUCAAAGUUGGUAUCUCCUUGACAAAUGUUUUACAACCUCCAGACUUUCAAACUUCAGCGGCUUUCCGAGCGGACGACCGCAGCCGAAGUGUAAUGGACGCGCUGUAGUCGACUUGUUGCGAUGUUUUCCGGGCCGCUUCGGCUUCGUGUUCGUGCAUGUUAAGUUGGUUUAAUGCGGCAGCGAGUCGGCGAACAAUCUCUAACUUUAAAGUGUGAGGUCAGCACUCUGGACCAGACCUGGAUGUGAUGGACAAUCCGUCCUCAGUAAUCACCCAAGUCAGCCGGGAUGAAGAGGGAAGUAAAGCCGCAGGAGAGAGGGGCUCUUCCCCCUCUCUGUCUUCCAAGAAGCCCAGGAGCAGAGGCCUCUUUUCCAGCCUUUUCUGCUGCCUGUGUCGGGACCAACCUGAGCCCCCACCAGUCAACAACAACGCCCCUCUGCUGGUGGAAGAGAACGGAACCGUCUCCAAGAUCCAGGUGAAACCACUUCUGCCUCCAGUGAAGUCAAAAGACUCUGGAAAGAUCUGUGUGGUCAUAGAUCUGGAUGAGACGUUAGUUCACAGCUCUUUUAAGCCUGUGAACAACGCAGAUUUCAUAAUUCCUGUGGAAAUUGAUGGAACAGUACACCAGGUGUAUGUCCUGAAGCGGCCCCAUGUCGAUGAGUUCCUGAAGAGAAUGGGAGAACUGUUCGAGUGUGUCCUGUUCACUGCCAGUUUAGCCAAGUACGCAGACCCCGUCUCUGACCUCCUGGACAAGUGGGGUGCUUUCCGCUGCCGCCUGUUCCGGGAGUCCUGCGUCUUCCACCGAGGCAAUUACGUCAAGGACCUGAGUCGCCUGGGUCGAGACCUAAACAAGGUCAUAAUCGUGGACAACUCCCCUGCCUCCUACGUCUUCCACCCCGACAACGCAGUGCCUGUGGCCUCGUGGUUCGACGACAUGUCCGACACCGAGCUGCUGGACCUCAUCCCCUUCUUCGAGAGGCUGAGCAAAGUAGACGACGUCUACUCAGUCCUCAAGCACCAAGGGACCGCAAGCUAACAGUGUUCGACUUCUUAUCUCUGCUCUGAACAAAAAAAUGGCGUACAGAACGGAAAUACACAAACCAGCGAGGCUCCAGCUAUCAUUGCCCACCAGAACACAGACUGCUCCACGGCUGCCAGAGCCUCCAGAGCAUCAUCACUGCAACCGUCUGGUCAAACAGAAAACUGCCUGAAAUUUGCCUUGUAACUUUUGACCUGUUAGCCAACCACGAACCAGCUGAUGUGAGUGGAUGGAUGGAUGGAUGGAUGGAUGGUUAAGGACAUUUCUGCAGUGUCGCUGAACUUGCAGUAGAGUUAACGAAGCAGAUGUCUGUAGCUACGGAUCCUCUGGACACAGACUGAGGACUGGAGAAAGACCGCUCAUGGAUUCAGCACUGUGCGCCUGCAGGAUUCGAUAAGCAGGAAUCAAGUGGAAAGGAAUUUUUGGAAAAGUGCAAAUAAACUUGAUCAGUCCUGUCUGGAAGCGCAGAUGGUGUACACGUACUGUAGAUGUCUUUGGAGUAGCAUUAUCUGUGUCACGCACCCUAAUAUCAAUUAUCACACUAUUUGUCUGCAGUCAAAAGCAUGUGAUCCUCGGGUAUCAUUUUAUUUUUUAAAAAUCUUGACAGUGUUAUGGAUGAAUCUGAUCAAAAGAAAGUUGUGUGUUGUUAAACCCUGAAGUUGGGCUGUCAUGUCAAAUAUGAUCAGGAACAAACGUAUAACAAAACGAUUGGACAGCACUUUACAAGUAUAGUCUGUAGCGUAUAGUACAGUCCUCCCUUUCAGAGGAGUGUAGUGUUGAUUUUAGCAUGAUUUCUAAAUGCUGAAUGCAGCUCAAAAAACAGCCUUAUAAUAGCAAAUAAUUGGGAAUCAUUGUUUGUGAUUUACUUAUACAGAUGGGGAAAAAUCUAUGCAGACCAUUUGAAAAUUUUGAAUUUUUCUAUUUAAAUUUUGUAUAAAUCAAAAAUGGUUAGCCCCAUGAAACAAGCCAGAUCCUGUUAGCAAAGUGUCUGCACAUGAGCAGAUGAUGCCUGCAGUAUUUUCCCUUAAAACCUGACACUAAUACGAAUAUCAAACCAUCUGCACACAACGGUUAAAGAGCAGCUGCUGUUUAUAUCGGACGAGGAUUUCCAUUGGUGGUGUAAAGAUUGAUGGACGGCCUUAAGGCAAUACAUCUGCGACUGUGUGUCAUUCGAUCUCCUGAAUGGUUGAGUCCAGAAAUAAGAGGACCAGGACUGACUCCUUAAAAAUCGGUCAUUGUCAAUGUUGCAUCAUAACAGGUGUCUGAUCAGUUCAGUUCUUUGUUUUAAAGCCACACACAAAACUUGAAUCUUUCACAGAAUUUACAGACUGUAUUUGAAUGGUUGUAAAAAACAAACAAACAAAAAAAAACGUUACAGUAUGACUUGUCAGAUUGGUUCUCAUAAGCUUCACAGUACUAUAUUUUGUUUUUUUUUUGUUCCUAAGCGGUACACAUUGGCUGGAAACAAUUUCAGGACUUUGUUGUUAAUUGUGUGUCGAGGGGAGGAGCUGCCAUGAGGAUAUGUGAGAUGCUGUGCCUGGUGAGAGCACCUUUGAAAACAAAAGGUGGUUUAAUUCAGUCCAGAUUUAAAGGAGAAAUCCACCCUAAAACACUUCAACGCUGUUACUGAACAGCUAUUGGUGAAUUAUCUCACACCUCUAGGUCCUUUCUGUUAUUUAGCUGGAUGGUCUAGCCCUGACGUAAUGGUAAGAUAAUUCCAGUGCAGCUACGAUGGAGUUUGAUUGAAAACAUGAGUAUUAAAUGUCAGGUCCUGUGUUGUUUGGAGAAAUAAAUUUUGUUUCCAGAAGUAGAAGUUUCUCAACAAAUGAUGCAAGUGAUUUGAGGGUGGAAUUUUCCUUUAAAAUUUCAUCGAGUACACGGGGUCCUCAUUGAGUGUGUAUUAUUUUUUAGCUUCCAUUCAAACCUCUUGGACUGGUCUGUUUUAAGGAGUGUUGUGGCCUCUAACAGGCCUGUCACAUUCAUGUUAUCUCCCUCAAAUGCGUUGACAAUAACAUGUUGACAGUGAUGAAUGAAGCAAAGGAUUUGACUAAGAGCCUCUAAGAAGGCUUGUGAUGUGACUUCACCGAGGUGGAGCAGGGGUGACCAUUAGAUCCACCAUGUUAAGAGCUAUUACAUUAUUCUUCUAUGUUUAACAAAUAAUUGCCAAUCAAAUUAGCCUGUUUCUUUUCUCAAUAAUUGCUGAUUUUCUCUCUGUUUUGCCCAGAUGUGGUCCUCUGACAUAAUUGUUUUUUUGCUAUUUUCAUGCAUGACCUGGUUGUUACCUCAUAUUAAUCAGUAAUAUUUGGAUCAGACACGCCAGCAAAUGACUAAAAUGGUUAGUAUCUUACUGUUGUAGGCACAUAACAGGGUAAUUAUUUUGAUGUUUGUUUCAUGUAAGCCAUCAUCACAUGUCUCAAUUUAGGUUCAAUGCUGAUUACUGUUUUUUUUUUUUUUAAUUCAUUGGCAAACAGGAGUAUUUAUAGCAGCAUUCAGUCAUUUAAUUGCAAAUACAUAAAACAAGUGUUGUGUCACUAUGGGGGCCCAUUCACUGAUACUGUACUUCUUACACAUUCAGUAGAUAUGUAUAUUUUGUUUUGCACAGUAAUAAAGCAAACAAAUUUUCAUUAAUAUAUGGAAUAUUCAUGUUACUGUACUCAUAAUUGAAUAGAUGUAACCUAAUUUUUUGACCUGUUUUAUCAUGCCAAAUUAUAUAUGGACUCUAUGUAAUAAUGCCAUUUUUUCCCCAUAAAUGCUAAAUGAAAGAUGGUCC
Messenger RNA from Chelmon rostratus (copperband butterflyfish), 4385 nucleotides. Its product is annotated as carboxy-terminal domain RNA polymerase II polypeptide A small phosphatase 1-like. The record is from RefSeq and is a predicted model, not a curated record. NCBI's taxonomy places the organism in Eukaryota, Metazoa, Chordata, Actinopteri, Chaetodontiformes, Chaetodontidae. The transcript has 7 exons. Gene Ontology annotation, molecular function: RNA polymerase II CTD heptapeptide repeat phosphatase activity. The coding region runs from base 824 to 1612 and encodes 262 amino acids.